This is a messenger RNA of Canariomyces notabilis, 1383 nucleotides long. RefSeq names its product SET domain-containing protein. The transcript has a single exon. Gene Ontology annotation, molecular function: protein-lysine N-methyltransferase activity. Gene Ontology annotation, biological process: peptidyl-lysine monomethylation. NCBI's taxonomy places the organism in Eukaryota, Fungi, Ascomycota, Sordariomycetes, Sordariales, Chaetomiaceae. The record is from RefSeq and is a predicted model, not a curated record. The coding region runs from base 1 to 1383 and encodes 460 amino acids.
AUGAAAGAAUCCGACCAACAACGCUUUCACACGCUGGUAGGCUGGUCUCAGGCCCACGGCGCUGCACUGCAUCCAUCCCUAGAGAUUUAUCAAGACAAUGUCACCAAAUUCUCACUUCGCGUCAAGGAAUCCUUCGGCGAUGGACUUGAACCUGGCUUCACGGCUGUUACUUGCCCCGUAACCACAACCCUCUCAUUCCUGAACGCUCUGAUUGGAGGCCCCGUCGGCCUUUCCUCAUCCUUGUCCGAACAAACUGCCGCAUUCCCGCCCCGAUUCAUGUCCUCAAUCCCUCCACAUGUCAUUGGCCGCUUCUUCUUGAUCAAGGAGUACCUCCGGGGCAAGAGCUCUUUUUGGUGGCCCUACAUCGCUACACUGCCACAGCCUGAGCACUUGACCGCCUGGGCACUACCGCCGUUCUGGCCCGAGGAUGACAUUGACUUCCUCGAGGGAACAAACGCCCACAUCGCCAUCCAAGAAAUCCAAGAAAAUGUCAAACGCGAGUUCAAGCAAGCAAGAAAAGUGCUGCGGGACGGUGAUUUCCCAAACUGGCAAGACUACACCCAAAUGCUGUACAAAUGGGCCUUUUGUAUCUUUACCAGCCGCAGUUUCCGGCCCUCACUCGUCCUCUCUCAUGCGGUCAGGGAGCAUCUAACGACACUGUUGCCAGCCGGCUGCGAGCUUGAUGACUUUUCCCUCCUGCAACCUCUGUUUGACAUUGCCAAUCACUCAAUGACAGCAAAGUACACAUGGGACGUUGCUUCCGAUCCGAACUGCUGCCGGCUCGUGUGCCAUGACGCCUACCAACCGGGCGAGCAGGUCUUCAACAAUUACGGCCUAAAAUCCAACAGCGAACUGCUCUUGGGAUACGGCUUCAUACUCCCGGCAACGGAGCAGCUCCAUAAUGAUUACGUCCACGUCAGGAAGAGGCCGCAGCAGGACGGAGACGUGCCGGGCGAGAAACCAAAGGACUUUCUGAUCUCCUUGCGGCCGAUGAAGCACCCCAGCUCCCUGGUGGGCCGGGCAAGGUUGUUGACCUCUCCCGGGAGCCAGAUUUCUGCCUUGCCGGACUUCGGCCACUUCGAGCCGGCCCUUGUGGAUGACCUUUCGUCGGUGCUCGCGACGCCGGACGACAAGCAAGCAAUGACUGACUGGCUAUCAAGCGGCGAGGGUGGGCUGCCGGCCGGGCUUGGACCGCUGGUUCAGAAAAUCAAGGCUGCCUUGGGCGGGAAGCUGCAAUAUGACUAUCAGCGGCUCAAGGAGGCUCAGAUAUGCGAAGCUGAAAGCGAUUUGCUGCCCGAAAACCGAAACCAGCAGCUUGCCGUCGAAUAUCGGGAUCAGUGCGAGGAGGUGCUGCUUGCUGCGCUGGAGGCACUCGGCGUAUGA